AUGCAAAAAGUCGAUAGUCUUGUCGAAAAAGCGCGCCAUCUAUCACUGCGCCAAUCUACAAGCACCAGCUCAGGCACAGGCUCACAGUCCGAGACACACUCAGUGCUUGAUACGCAUCUCCAGAAAAUCUAUCAGUCUUUCGAGAAGAUUUCAAAUGAGGACUUUAUCAACCAUGUCCAAUGUGAUUCUGCACGGGAACAGGAGCAGAAAAAGAAGGACAGCGAUACUCCUACUCUAGAUCCAUUGGGUUCUUUAGAUGCGUUUCAGGCAUAUUUGAAGGAUCCGGGUUCUGAUGCUGUGGGACCAGUCAAGGAGUUGGAUCUUUCAGCGCCUAUUUCGGAUUAUUAUGUUUCUUCGAGUCAUAAUACUUAUUUGACAGGCAAUCAACUUUAUAGUGAUGCUGCCGCAAGUGCGUAUACAUCGGUACUUCUGAGUGGUUGUCGCUCUGUUGAGAUUGAUGUUUGGGAUGGUGAGCCUAUUGGUCCCGAUCAGGCUGAUGCGGAAACUGGUAGUAGCGAGAGCAGUGGUCCCGAGGACGAGGGGAAGAAAUCAACUCUCAAGUCAAGACUUAAGGAAACGAUCAGAUCCAAGUUUGACACGGAAGAGAAGGCAGCAAAGGAGGUACUUGGAGAUGCGCUGCAUAGAAAGAAGUCCAAGACUUCUGAUGCUGCUAGUGGUGAAAAGGAUGAAUCGGCACAGACGGUUAUCCUUGGAGAACCGCGUGUAUUGCAUGGACAUACUUUAACCAAGGGCACUAAGUUUCGUGAUAUAUGCUAUGCUAUCCGGGAUAGUGCUUUUGUGAACAAUGAUCUCCCUGUGAUCGUUAGUUUUGAGGUUCAUGCAUGCUUAGAGCAACAGGAGAUUAUGGUUGAGAUUAUUAAUGAGGCGUGGAAAGGUCUUCUCGUUGAGGUUCCUUCUGAUAUCGAUGCUGAUAAGUUGCCUACAUUGGGCGAACUUAAGCGUAAGAUCUUGAUCAAGACCAAGUCGACGCCUUUACCAAAGGUGGAGCAACUUCUUGGGGGUAAGACGGAGGAGAGCACCGAGUCCGUGGAUGAUAGUGGUGAUGAGACUGCGGAUCCUCAGCAGAAACCUGCGAAGCCUUCCAAGGUCUUGGAGGCCCUUGCCAAAUUAGCGAUCUACACUCGAGCUUACCACUUCAGCCACUUCGAUCAGCCAGAGGCCAAGGUCCCAGUGCACGUCUUCUCGCUUUCCGAGAAAGCAGCCCGGGAUGCACAUGAGAAUUACCGCGACGAGUUAUUCGCACACAACCGCCGCUCAUUGAUGCGUAUUUACCCCUUCGCACUGCGUGUCACAUCAUCGAAUCUUGACCCAUCUUUCCACUGGCGUCGAGGCGCACAACUAGUUGCGCUGAACUGGCAAAACCUCGACAAGGGCAUGAUGCUCAAUCACGGCAUGUUCGACGGCACUGCAGGCUGGGAACUAAAGCCAAACGGAUACCGCAGUUCCGAAGCAGCCACUGACUCCAUUCCCCGCACGACACUGGAUUUGGCUAUUGAAAUUUUCGCGGCGCAGGAUCUAGCGCUCCCGCCGAAUCAUACCGAAAGGGGGUUCCGUCCCUAUGUCGUCUGCCAAUUACAUGUUGAGGAGCCCGCGACUUCUGUUGCACCUGAUCGUGAUGAUGCAAGCUCAGACACGGAGAAGAGCAGUUACCGGCGUCGUACAAAGACAUCGGCCGGGACGAAUGCGGACUUUGAGGCGCAGAAGUUGGUCUUCCCUACUGCGACGGGUGUCGUAGAAGGGUUGAGCUUUGUCCGGUUCAAAAUCAAGGACGACGAAAUCGGUCGUGAUCCCUUAGCUGCGUGGACGUGCAUUCGGCUGGACCGAUUACGAGAAGGAUAUCGGCUCAUUCAACUCCGAGACAGCACCGGGGAAAACCCAGGCGGUGCACUAUUGGUCCGGAUCACGAAGCAAAUUUCCUAA
Penicillium angulare is the source of this 1941-nucleotide messenger RNA. RefSeq names its product putative phosphoinositide-specific phospholipase C. The coding region runs from base 1 to 1941 and encodes 646 amino acids. The transcript has 4 exons. Gene Ontology annotation, biological process: phosphatidylinositol-mediated signaling; lipid metabolic process. The record is from RefSeq and is a predicted model, not a curated record. NCBI's taxonomy places the organism in Eukaryota, Fungi, Ascomycota, Eurotiomycetes, Eurotiales, Aspergillaceae. Gene Ontology annotation, molecular function: phosphatidylinositol-4,5-bisphosphate phospholipase C activity.